Messenger RNA from Periconia digitata, 2039 nucleotides. The record is from the annotation of a GenBank genome assembly. Lineage: Eukaryota; Fungi; Ascomycota; Dothideomycetes; Pleosporales; Periconiaceae.
UUUCGCUGCAAAACGAGACCUGGCCCGUAGCUGGGCACCGAAAAAGUACAAGACAUACACUCCAGCACUGCAUCCUAUGGUCAAGCCCGCAAGCAGUGAGACACCCCUAUCCACACCAAGAUUGUGAAACAUUGGGUAGCUGAAGUGGAUCGAUCCCGCAGCGAGCGCCGAUCGGAGGAAAUCAUUGCCUGCGAACAAGCUGGCAGCGUAUGAAGGAUAAGAAAGCGGCAAGUAGAGGAAAAUACACUGGAUGAUGAGGAAGAUGCCGAUGGUGGUAAUGACGAUGCCGAUACAGCUGACAAUCCAGUGAAUCGCCGGGUUGGCGGUCCAUCCGAAAAUGAACAAGCCGAUCGGCACGAACCAUGUGACGAGAAGGGCAGGCAAAAGUCGGCGCUCAGGUUCUCCCAUGCCAUGGGCGCGAAUCUCGCGUUCUACCACAAAGUAUAUAUAGUUCCAGUAUACAACGAGGGAGAUGAUGACCCCCACGGUGACGGAAAGGAAAGUAAGUCCCAUCUCUCCGAGAUUGAAGUGGUACAUGGCCUGAUAGACCAAGGGGAAGGCUUCGAAGAAACUGUAGAAGAUACCGUAGAUGAUCGCAGUAUAGAUUGCAGUGAAUGCAAUACUGGGGUCUAGAAGCAUCAGUUGAAAGGGUCGAACAAGUGCUUCGAUGGCGAUGUCACGGGUUGUGAGAUUCGCCUGAUCAAUCUCGCUUUGAGCUUGAAGACGUGAGUCGCCAGUGAGAAGACGUAAACGCUGGGCCCGACGUAGUAGGAUGUUGGGGGCCGAGGUCUCUGGCAAGAAGAAGAAGAGAGACAGGAAGAUUGGGCCGUUCAUCCAAAGCAUUUCCCACAUUGACCAGCGCCAGUUCUCUGCCUGUACGCUAAAUCCAGAGAUAAUGGGACCAAGAGCUGGACCAGUGGUUGCUGCUAAAGCCCAUAGUGAAAGAACAUAUGGGAGUUUGAUCAGACUGUACAUGUCUUGCAGACUGGCGCCUCCGGUAGCCAAGGCGGGACUGCCGAAGAACCCUUGGAGGAAACGCAGCACAACGAGACCAGCAAAGUUAUCAACCACAGAUGCCGGAAUUGUCAAGAUGACGAAAAUGGCGAAAGAAAUCAUGUAUGGUGGGUUUCGACCGAUGAUUGGGAUUUCGCUGAGAGGCGAGAAAAGAAGAGGUCCGAUGCCGUAUGCAAGGACAUACAUGGAGAGACCGAGAGACGCCAUAUUGAGAGUGACGCCGAAUUGCUCCAUGACACCUGGAAUGGAAGGUGAGUAUAUGGCCGAACCCAUGUACACGCCCAUUGUGUAAAUCAUAAUCUGGAAUAGGACCACGGCCUUUUUACCGAAGCUCCAAUUCUGAGGGUUAUCAGGGUCGUCGGUUGCGUAGAAAUCCACCACUAUGGUGCCAUUAUCGAGCGUUUCGGGCUGGAUCGGUCGGGACGGUCCCUUCUCCAUUGUGGCUAUAGAAAAUUGGUGUUCGAGGUCUGCACGUGAGAUGGUUUGCGACAAGGCCGUCCGUGUUCCCAGGCGGGAGAUCUGCGUAUGUGUUGUUUGUACGGAACGAGCCGUUUGAAUCUUUUCCAAGUCGAUCGAGUCAUCAUCUGAAGUGCUCUCUUCAUUUUCCAACGGCGCUUCUGACUCGGAAUCGCUUACUGAUCCGGUCUCCGAUGCUACAGGCUCCACUUGUGCCGUUUCCACAUGUGAGCUCUGGAUGGGUAGGUGGUGUUUUUCCCCUGAUCUUAAAGAUCGGUAUGCUUCGGGCAGUUCGAAGUCGUCACGCUCUUCGGGAUAUUGCAGGAAGCGCUUGUUGGAAGCCCAUCUGAUGAUCUGCCCGAUGGGCGCAUCUCUAAUCAAGGCCGACAUUGCGGAUGGUGUUUUGGUAGGAAGUGAGUUUGAGGUGUUGAUCAGGUGUUGCCAAAUUUCUGGACUGGAUGGAAAAAGUCGGUUCGAGCUGUGGAUAUGAAUAUCGAUGGUGAAGAUGAUGGUAUGCUGAGGCAAUGGAGUCUGAGUUGAUGAUGAGCUUAGAGGAGCGACUCCAAGCC